CCCCUCUCCCCCUCCUUCAGAGUCAUUUAAACCUCGCUGGGGCUUUUAACAGAAACCUGCUCCCAAGACCUGCAUUUCAUUCUGCCACUAAGAUGAGCACCAGCCGGCCGGGCUCGGAGCCGGACUUCGCCUGGCCCUGGCCCGCCCCCGCCGGGGUUUCCAAGGAGACUUGGGCCGCCUGCGCCGCGGAGGAGGCUCGGGCAGCGGGGGAGCGCGCUGCGGCGGGGGCCGGGCCGUACCCCUCCAGCCUGCUCCCCGCGGGACAGCCCUGCGCCGCGCAGCUCGGCGCCCAGGAGAGCUCGGCGUGGCGGGGGGACCAGCUGUCCUCGCAGCUCUACAGAAACAAGCAGCUUCAAGAUACCUUGCUUCAGAAGGAAGAGGAACUUGCUAGGUUACAUGAAGAAAAUAAUAAUCUCCGACAAUACCUGAAUUCUGCCCUGAUUAAAUGUUUAGAAGAAAAAGCCAAGAAACUACUAUCCUGCCAUGGCCAAAAAAACUGUGCUGUCCUCAAAAGCACCAAGAGGAGAUUAAAAGAGGACCACUGCUUUGUUCCUCAAGAAACUCCUCAUGCAUCCAAAGCUAGAAGGAGCCUCUUCAAUGAAUUCACUGCCUGUGAAGAGCAAGCCAGCCCUGCUGUGGACAGCUGGGUCUUGCAGACUUUAGGAUUAAAAGAUGUCAACACUAUUGAUGAAACUUCAGCUAACUACAGUGCCCUAUCCUCAAACCUUGGAAAAGACACAUACUACCUGAGUCCUGGUGCAGAAAUAGACUAUGACAACAGUGAAGGAGUGGCAGCAGCGUAUAGCUGUGGUCACGUGCCUCCAGCUGACAGCAGUACCCGUCCAUGCAGUGAAGACUCUCCCUUUAUUCCUCAGUUUUCUUCAGUGCCAUGUGUCUCUUCAUCAGUACCAAGUGCUUCCUCCCUGCCAGCCUAUGGGUUGCCUUAUCUGACUGGCAAUUUGUCACCCAACAAAACAGAAGUGGCCUUCACAACAUCUCUAAGUCCUCACCGCAAUGUGAGAACUCACACUUUCCACCAAGGACAAGCCUUUGUGUGCAGGGAUGAUGAUGGAGGAUGGAGAUUUACGUGGGUGCCCAAGCAGGCUGAAUAAUGCAUCUGCAUCAAGGGUCAGCCAUAGGGUAUGUAGGAAACAGACACUUCAUCUUGUGCUUGAGACAGGUUCAGUUAUCGAAAAUGAGCCCUUUCUGGUCUCUGUUAAGUGCUACUCUGUCAUCUGCUUCCCUCCCAGAUUUUCACAGGUGUGGUUCCAGAUUGCACUUAUUAAUAAUUACUUAUCUGCUGCAGGCCAGAUGUACAAUUUAGAUACUCCCAUUUUGCCUGUGUUGAGAUACCUGCUUUUACUUGUUUCGUGUUUUUUUCUGCUGUCAGCUAUUCCUUGUUAACUGGUAGUUUCCAGGCUGGAGUACUUUCAGCUUUGAUGAUCAUUCCCACGUGCAUCAAACUUGAAAGCGUUUUGGGAAUACGGUUUGGAAAUACCACCUCUCUCACAAGUAACCACAGCUGACAAAGGAGGCAUAGGUUGGAGGCUAAGGAUCAGCAGUUUCUAAGUGAUUUGUGUCUCUUGGCUAAUCCAAAUUGCCUUGGAUGAAGACAGCCAGGAGUAUAUGUUUAUGUGCUACACUAGGCUGACCUGCCUGCAGUCACAUGGUGCUGUCAUAUUCUUCGAUAAUGCCUGGAAGCAAACAGGUUUGUUUCUGUUGCCUGGAGGCUACUUACUAACAAGUGAUUUAGCAAGUUCAGGGGAUUUUAAGAGACUAAUGUGUUUGCUACACUGUGUAUUAAAGGUAUUUUAUCUGUCAGAUAAAAUGAGUUUAAAAAUUUGAACUCUGGAAUGGGAACUAGAAUUGGAGAUGCUGUAACGAUACUGCCAUCACCAGCCAAGGCCCUGGCCCAAUAUAUUAGCAGCAGAAAUUUUCCUGCCUCUAGGUAAUGUACACUAAGAGCACUCUUUCUUCCGUGAAGGAUAUCUUCCCCUUGCCUGCAGCAUCCCACUAGUCUUUUGAUGGAUUUUCUUCCAUGUUUACCUACCUGACGUUGGAAGCCCUCGUAAAAAGGAGCCACUCCUGGCUUCAUAAGCAAUUUCUGUGGCUUCAGUGGGGCUUUUUUUGCAACAUCAAGAACUGCGCUUUUAAAACUGGACAUUUUCUUUCCAAGAAACAAUUUAUUGACCUCUUUUUCCUCAUCUCUGAGAGCACGCAGAUUUAUCUGCAAUCAACAUCAGCCCAGAGUCAGGGCUGCUUCUUCCUGCUCUGCUAACCCCAUUGUUCCUAUGGGAAAUGUUUCUCCUGGUUUGGGGAGGCAGUAUCACUCAGUGGUUAGUGAGUCUUUAAGAACAACGGCCUUCAACAUCAGCUCUUGCCUCUCCAUGUCUCUGUCAGGCUGUGGUGGGCUGAAGCUAUGAUCAUCACUGCCUUGAGAAUGCUUUAAAAAUCUCUGGAGAUAAGGUGCUCUAGAACUGCACAGGGCUUCCAGUAACAUUACUAAUGACAUGAAGUCAACUGACAUGAAGUAAGCUCACCAGCAAUUUUUUGUGUUACCUUUGUUUUCUGCUUUACAAUAGUUUGAUACGUAAGUAUUGGAAAUAGAGUGAUUUGGUUAUUCUUGCUUUCAGAAUGGUCCCAGCGACUUAAAGGAAGUACUUACGUGAUUAAAAAUAUGUGAAGAUUUCAGUCUAGUGACUUGUUUUCCUGUAGAAAACUGUAUAUUCUUUUAUUUUUAGAAGAUAAGAGUAUCUUCUAAAUAGCCUCUUGUACCUUAGAAUUGCAGUAUUUGGGAUUCUCCACCAGGAGUAGUGAUUUCCCAAAAGAUUUUCAAAUAAACUCAGUGUUUCUGGGUAGUUGUUUUAAAGACAUAGGGCAGAUUUCCAGAUUAGGCAAUUUGAAAGCGUUGAUUGCAGGCAUUAUUGCACUGGAUUUAAACAAACAAACAAAUCAACAACAGAAAAAAACCAAAUUAUGCACAUGGAAUAAAUACAAAUACUUGUUUGGGGGUUCUGUUGCAGUCAGUAAAAUCAUGGCAGAUGAUGAAGACCAGUCAGACAAGACUGCUGUUUUUAUACCACUUUUCUGCUUUUCAAUGAAAGCAGAAGAAGAAUCCUAUCCUAAAAACAACUAAUUUCUUUCCAGGGCACUUCUUUUCUACUCAUGUCUUCCUGCCCUACUAUAUAAGGUAGCAUUGAAGACAGUACUCCUGUCGCUGGAGAUUUUAUUGGUGUGUGUGGCAGUGUAGAAAAUGCCUGACCUUAACAUGAAUAUGUGAUGGGAGACCCUGGUAUGUGUGGUGUGGGUGGUGAACAAUAUGCAAGAAAUAGACAGUGUGGCCAGAGGAUUGCACCCAAGGCAGCUGUAAAACAUAAGUAGAAAAAGAUCCGUGUUUUCUAAUUCUACUGAAUGGUGUUAUGUGUGGAUUUCAAUACUAUGGACUCAGCAGCAAUAAUAAGUACAUUUGUUCCAUCAGCAAAUAUUAUAUCUGCAUUUUUUUUUCCUCUAAAGAGAGGAAAAAAGCUUUCUACCUGUUUGACAUUUCCUUUCUGCAUUUUUAUAUCACUGCAUGUGAGAACUUCUCCUGCAAAGACCCAGAACAAAUGUAUCAGAUCUUUGGUACAAUCUCAGAGUAGGGUUUCAGUAGGAACAAACCCUUGCUUGAACCUUUGCCAGCCUUUUGUAAAGGGGUGACUGGCCCCUUGUCUCAUAGCAAAUAAAUUAUAGAUGUAAGUGAAUAGCUCAAUGAAUAAUUUACCUGAAUG
Messenger RNA from Cuculus canorus (common cuckoo), 3767 nucleotides. It is a transcript of the gene GMNC, whose product is annotated as geminin coiled-coil domain containing. The record is from RefSeq and is a predicted model, not a curated record. Gene Ontology annotation, cellular component: nucleus. The coding region runs from base 93 to 1112 and encodes 339 amino acids. Gene Ontology annotation, biological process: negative regulation of cell cycle; negative regulation of DNA replication. The transcript has 4 exons. NCBI's taxonomy places the organism in Eukaryota, Metazoa, Chordata, Aves, Cuculiformes, Cuculidae.